GGCUGGCGGCUUCCCUUCCCUUCCACCACCACCACCACCACCAUCAUCACCACCGCACCACCAUCACUGCAUCACCACAUCCACUCACACCGCCGCGGCUCUUCGAACAACACCUCCACCACCUGCGCUGCGCCACCACCACCACACCACAUAGACUUUGAAGAUGCCCCAGGAAGACAAGCUGAAGGAGGCGUCGAAGGCGGCCCUGGAGGCGGCGACCGACCCCCUGGAGAAGCUGCGGAGCCACUGCCUCUCCAGCGGCUACUCCGGCAUCCUCUCCCUCGGAAGGUUGUUCCGUCGGCUAGACAAGGACCGCUCAUGGACACUGUCGCGGGACGAGAUGAGUCGCGGUGUGGCGCAGUUCGGCCUCGACUUCUCCGAGGCUGACAUCGACAAGCUCUUCAAGGCGUUCGAGAAGGACGGGGCUGCCGGCAUCAACUACGAGGAGUUCCUGGAGGCUCUGAGGCCCGCCAUGACCGGACCGAGAAAGGCUGCAGUGGAGGCCGCCUUCAAGCACCUGGACAAGACUGGUGACGGCGUGGUGUCUGUGGAGGACCUGAAGGGCGUGUACUCGGCCAAGGACCAUCCCAAGGUGGUCAAGGGCGAGGCCACCGAGGAGGAGCUGCUCAAGAAGUUCCUCGGCCUGUUUGAGAGCCAGGGAUCUGUGGACGGCAAGGUGACGAAGCAGGAGUUCUUCGACUAUUACUCCAGCUUCAGCAAGGCCAUUGAUGACGAUGAGUACUUCGUCUCCGUGGUCAACAAGAGCUGGGGGCUGUAAGCGAGCUCCACUGAUGUUCCUCUGAGGUGGUUGGUAGGCUAUACUCUCCUAGACGCUUCCGCUUCCGCCUCCCACAUCAACUGUUUCCAAAGGUUGAAGAGGAGAUUAAUCGGGGUCUCGCGAAUGGGAAAAUAGGGAGAAGUUAGUUUGUUUACGAUGGGUGACAGCGCCCUUACUAAUGCAUAUUUCUGGUGGACUUUUGUUAUUAUUCUACAGGUGACAAAUAAACAGAAAUCUCAUGCAACCUAUUCUAUAUGAUUUCUACUGCACUUAACGAAAAUGGGGAAUCAGGCUAUGGAAUUAUAUAUAUAUAUAUAUAUAUAUAUAUAUAUAUAUAUAUAUAUAUAUAUAUAUAUAUAUAUAUAUAUAUAUAUAUAUAUAUAUACAGAAGAUUGCCAGAUUUAUAUAUUGUCUUAGGUGUGUCUGAUGUAGUUUCGAAUCCUAUUAAGUUCAGAUUGAAUACCACAAUAAAAAAGGAAAUGAUC
Molecule: messenger RNA, 1263 nt
Organism: Eriocheir sinensis (Chinese mitten crab)
Lineage: Eukaryota; Metazoa; Arthropoda; Malacostraca; Decapoda; Varunidae
Product: crustacean calcium-binding protein 23-like
Exons: 5
Coding region: 164-778 (204 amino acids)
Molecular function (GO): calcium ion binding
Source: RefSeq, a predicted model, not a curated record